UUUUCUUUCGGGUUGUUUGCGGGGAUCGCCCCCCUGCUCUGCUGUUACUGGCAUUUUAGUUCUUGAAGUGAAAGCAAGAUCUAGUUAAGGUUAUUAGAAGCUUUAAAAACAGCUUUAAUUUGUGAAAUGUGAAUAGUAAUGGCUUCUCAUAGGUUGACGGAGACCUAGUGAUAUCCUUCGUAAAACACCAAACUCAAAGGAAUUGAAAUGUUGAGUCCUUUGUUGCAAUUUCCUAUUGUGGAUCUUUAUUCAAAUUGUUUCAAUGACGUUUUCAGAGUCCAAUAAUCUUGGAAACAAUGAUCCAGGAGCCAUGCCAACAUUUCAAUGGGCAAAGUAAUCAGUAUUCCACCCGUCGGUACACAUAUGAAUCUAGUUAGACUUUCCUGACCUCCUGCCCAUGUUCUUUAACUACCUUCUAUCCCUUCCUUUUCUUAAGCCAUUUACUCCACCUGGUAUUAGGCUGUGGCUGCACACACAGGGAGAACAAAAUAUUUUGGCAACCUUUUGCAUGCCUGAAUAAUUGUGGAUUUGCUGACUUGGCAGUCAGUGCAUUCCUAUGUAGUGCAUUAAAAUCAAUAGUAGGUACUCUCAGGACAUUCAAAUCCCCCGACUGGUUCAAACGUCCUGUCUUCCACGUUCCUAGCUCUUACUCUCCCUCACUCAUUUUCUCGGAUCCUUGAGCGUACCGUGUGCUUUGCCUCUGUCAUGCUUUGACAGAAGCAGUUCCCUCUAACUGAAAUGCCUACUGCUUCCAUACCAGCCUUUCAAGGUAUUAUCCAUUUUGCAAAUCCCAGUUACAGUGCCCAUCCCUCCAGGACACUUCAUAUUCCCGUUGCACUUUGUCCUCCUAUUCCAGAAGCUAUAAGGCUGUGUGACCUUAUCUUAGUUGUUCAUGUAAGCUUCCUCUCUAGGCUGUGAAGGCUGAAUGGUGUCUUAUCUGUAUAUGCCUCCCAAGAUAGCAAAACUCAUUCAAGAAGCAAGAAUUGAAUGCCUGUCAUGUGUCCAGCACUGUCCUGCGUGCCCAGGGAUACAGCAGUAAAAAAAAUACUCUCUCUCAUGGAGCUUAUGUCCUAGUGGGGAGAAGACAGAAAAUAAGCAAAUGCACAGUAACUACAGGAGCCAGGUGGUAAUAUGUGCUAUGAAGGAAAGGAAAGGAGGAAAAGGUUAAGAAAAUUGGAGGGGUGCUCUCGUAGAGAGUGGUCAAGGGAGGCUUUCUUUCUGAAGAGGAAACCUGGCUAGGGCGAGGGAACAAGUCAUACAGAAAACGGGAGAAGAGAUUUAAAUCAAGAGAGCGGUGAAGUGGAGGCCCUGAGGCAGAAGAGUACUUGGUACAUCAAAGAACAGUAAGGAAGUCAGGCUAGAGGGGGCUGGCAGGACACCAAGCAGAAUAAAUGGGCCAGAUCGUGUGCACAUUGCAUUCAAUUGAUAAAGGGUCGGGAAUAAUUCAGUAACAGUAGCAAUGAAACCUGGAAACUGCUUCAGUGGGAUAGGCCCAGUAGGCAUACAAAAAGUAUUCACAACUUACACACAUGUACACUGGAACUCUUUACUUACAGUGCAGCAACAUUUAUCUGAAAAACUAUCUAAAUGAAAACCAAUGGUUCAUGUGAUGAUCUCCCAUCGGGAUGGAAAAACCCAGAAGAAGAGGAGGCAGAUUUUGUGGAGGAAGAAAUGGAUUGACAUGGUGCGUGGAGAGCAGUAUUGUCAAAGCGCCUCUCGGAAGCCUGCUGCGUCAGCCUCACUCGGUGAAUGACAGCCACGACAUCACUAAACAGAGCCCUCCUGCUGCAGAACCUCGCUGCUCUGAAGACCGAGGUGUGGGAAAUUCUCCAGCAGCCCCGAAAUCUCAAGAGUGGUAUUUGUGAGACCAGCUCCUUUGAAUAUAAUUCUUUUGGAAUCUGCUUUGCUCCUAUCAUAUCUAUGCAAGAUCUCAUCAUGGGAAAUGGCUAUUGCAACAUCGUGGCUACUGUGCUGUUGGUCAUGAAUUUGGAGAGGGCAAGAUCAAUACAGGAUUCCUGUAGUAGCUGUCCAGCUGGUACUUUCUGUGACCAAAGCAAGGAUCAGAUGUGUAUUCCCUGUCCUUCAAAUAGUUUCUCCAGCGAAAGUGGACAGAAGGCCUGUGACAUUUGCAGGCAGUGUGAAGGUGUUUUCAGGACGAAGAAGGUGUGCUCCUCCACCAGCAAUGCCAAGUGUGAGUGUGUGUCCGGAUUCCACUGCUUGGGGGCAGGAUGCACCAUGUGUGAACAGGAUUGUAAACAAGGUCAAGAGUUAACCAAAGAGGGUUGUAAAGACUGUUACUUUGGGACAUUUAAUGAUCAGAAACGUGGCAUCUGUCAACCCUGGACAGACUGUUCUUUGGAUGGGAAGUCUGUGCUUGUGAACGGGACGAAGGAAAGUGAUGUGGUGUGCGGGCCAACUUCAGCUGACUUCUCUCCAGGUACAUCGUCCACCACCGCACCUGCCCUGGCAAGACAGCCAGGUCACAGCCCCCAGAUCAUCAUCUUCUUUCUCGCACUGACAUCGACUGCAGCCUUGCUUCUGGUGUUCUUCCUCAAGCUUCGUCGCUCUGUCGCUAAACAGGGCUGGAAGAAACUCCUGUAUAUGUUGAAACAACCAUUUAUGAAACCAGUGCAAACGGUCCAAGAGGAGGACGCCUGUAGUUGCCGAUUUCCGGAAGAAGAAGAAGGAGAAUAUGAACUGUGAAGCGGAGACCCCCAAAGCUGUUGGGAUUCUCUUGAGAAGAAGAAAAGGGAAAAUAAGAGUGACGCCGCUAUCAUAUCUUUCUAAAUUGAAAAACGCCAUCGUGGGUAAUACCCUGAAUUACCUGCAGCAAGUUUUUUCUAAACGCUAACAAACUGCCCUUUAAAAAUGUACCACUUAACAGGACAGAAAUAUGGGACAGAGCAGAGGUAAAUGGGUAUUUUCUACAUACUGUCUAAAAGGCUUGGACUAGCCUUUUUGAAAUCCAAAGAGUAUGAAAUUUAAAAUUUUAUCAUGUAGGCCAAUGAUCCAGCCAAAAAUUAUGAUCAACAUUAAUUCAGUUUUUUGUGUGUGUGCUAAUGUAACGUAGGAUAAUAAGCCAUAAGACACAGGACCUAUCCCCAACCACAUUUUGCAUUGGUUCAGUCAUUCAACACAAUGACCUUUUUCAAAGUGGGGGAGGGAAUCAUGACAUGCCCAAGCUUGGGAUCAGGGGCAAAAACACAUUAGGCCUUGAGGAAGAGCUUUGGAAGGAGUUGAAAAGUCUUUGCCUGCCCUCUGUUCCUCUCCACCCUUACAUUUUAUGCCUUUGCUCUGCUUCCCUCUGAAGCAGGGCUUAUGUUUUCCUUUAAUGCUUAAAAACCUUAAACUGGACACACACAGUAAUAAAUGAGGCAGGUAUGAAUGAACCGUCAGAAUGAAGACUGAGCCCCUAGACUACAGCAAAAGUCGCCAAACUCCCAAGGGCCCAACCUGAGGCACCACCUGCCUUUGUAUGGCUUAUCAUCUGAGAAUGCGUUUUGCAUGUUUAAAUAGUUAGAAACGAAUCAAUAGAAGAAUACCAUCUCAUGACACACAAAAUUAUAGGAAACUCAAAUUUUAGAGUCCAAAAUAAAGUUUUAUUGCAACACAACCAUGCUCAGGUGGCUUUGGCAUUACAGCAGAGUCAGUAGUGUAACAAGAGACUUUAUGGCCCACAAAGCCUAAAAUAGUCAUAUGACCCUUUAUAGGGUCAGAGCCAAGGUCAGGCACCUGUCCGUGUGCUGCUUGCCUCUCUUGCCUUCUGCCUACCUCCCCACCCCAUCCUAGGCAGUCCUUCUCAGAAAUGUCAAGUCCUUCAUUCUCUUACUUUAAAAAGUCAUUUAUCACAUAAUCAUGUACCCUAAAACUGUUAUUUAGUUAUCCUUGUUUUUGAGCUUUAUGAAAAUGCUAUCAUGUUGUAAGGACUUGCUUUAAUCACUCACAAUUAUAUUUAUAAGAAUCAUGUUGUUGAAUGUAGCUAGAAUGCAUUCAUUUUUGACUGCUGUAAAAUUUUGCAAAUAUACCAUAAUUUAUCAGUCCAUUCUAAACUAAAGGACAUUUGGGUUGUUUCCAGGUUUUUUGCAAUUAUAGGUAAUGUUGGUAUGAAUAUUCUUUUAUGUGUCUCCCUUGCAAGAGUAAGAAAGUAAGAAGCUUCCUUAGAGUGGGAUUUCAGGAUCUUAGGGCAUCUGAACGUUCAGCUUCAUGGUUCAACUUUGAGUUAUGCAGAAACAACACGUGACUCUCCCCCCUCACAUCUUAAUGGAUCACAGCAAAAAAACAGAGACACAUUUCUUGCUGUUGCAGGCUGGCUGCGGCUCUGUCCCAUGGCACUUCAUCUGGGAGUUAGGUGGAGGGAAGAGCCUCUGUUUGGAACCCUGGCUGUCUUACGGCAAAGAGAUAGACGUCGCUUCGCUCGUAUUUAAUUGGUUAGCUUCUAACCUUUAAAGCAAGUCAUGCAGUGCAGCUGGUCAUCAAUAGGGCACAAAGGAUAUUCUUCACAUAGGAGGGGCAGAAAAAAUAUUUCUGAAUGAUGAAAAGCCUACUGCAACGCUGAAUUGCUUGUCAAAGUGGUUGUUCUAAUUCAUGCUCCUGUGAGCAGGGUGCGUCCCCAUCCUUGCCACCUUCUGGUAUUAUCUGACCCUGAACCUUGCCAGUCUGGUGAGUCUGAGCUGGCAGCGCACUCUGGGCUUCCUUUGCGUUUCCUCGAUUACUAAUGAGCAACUUGUUACACACUUUUAUAUCAUCUGUGUUUCAUUUUUUGUGAAAUGCUUAUGUUUUUUGCUCAUUUUUUUAAACUCAGUUGUUUGUCCUUUUCUUAUUGAUUCACAGAAGUUCUUUAUAUAUUCUAGAUAGUAAUCACUGGUCACGUACAGUAUUAGAAAUAAUCUGUGUUGUUUGUAAUUUCUUCUCUGUUUAAUUAGGUCUUUGUCUUUCUGGUAAUAAGCAGAAAACUUCUUAAUUUAAUUCGGUCAAAUUUAUUUUUUUUUAUGUGGUUAACACUUUUUUGUUUCCUGGUUAAAGAACUCCUUCCCUGCUCCCAAAUCAUAAAGAUAUCUCCUCAUAUUUUAUUCUGAAAGUUUAGGUUUUGUCUUUUGCACUGAAGUCUAAUCUAUUAAGAGUUGAUUUUUAUGUGUGUUGUGAAGUAAUGAUCCAGUUUUGAGUUUUGUGUAUGGAUAACCAACCACCUGACCCAUUUGUUCUUCUCCCCGUGGAUCUGCGAUGCCACACUUGUCAUUUACCAAAUUUCCAUACAUCUGUGGGUCUGUCUGUGGGAUUUCCAUUCUGCUUCAUUGGUCAGUUAGUCCAUCCUUGUGCCAAUACCACACUGUGUUUAUAAGCAGCUUUAUAAUAGCUCUUGAUAUCUGGUAGGACAAGUAUUUAAUUUAAUGUCCAACAAAGUUUUAUGAAGUUUCUCCAGAAAUUGUCCAUCUUGUAUUAGAUUUAUUUCUAGGUACUUUGCUUCGUUGUUGCUUUUCAGAUGCCUUUGUUUGUUGUUGGACUGUAGAGAUGGAGCAGAUUUGUUUAUAUUAGUUCACAGCCAGCCUCGUUGCUACAUUGUCCUAUUAUCUCUAAUACUAUGUACACAGAUACUUCUGGGUUUUUUUGAUAUAGACGGUCUAGUCCUUUAUCUUUAUUUCUUUUGCUUGAAGUACUAGUUGGCUUAUUGCAAGGACCUCCAAUAUGAUGCAGCAGCCUUUUCUCAUCUUAUUUAUAGGGGAUGCCGUCAAGGUUUUUGGGAAAUAUACUUGAUUGGGUUAAGAAGUUCUUUUCUAUUCCUGGUUUGUGAAGAGGGUUAGUUUUUAGUUUUAGAUCAUCAAUGGAUGUUGAAUUUUACCAAAUGAUUUUUCUGAACAAGAAAGAAAAGGGGCAUUUAAUUGCACAUGAUUUAACCAGUGGCUCUUUCAUGUGUAAUUUGGAUCUAAACUUCAGCAACAUUCCAGGGGACUCGCUACCUCUAAGAAAUGUAAUAGUAGGUGCACCUUCUUUCCUGUCCUCUCUAAAGGAGGUAUUUUUUUUUUUAUGCUUUGGUGUAUGAUGUACUUACAUGUGUUCCGGAAAAAAAAUGUGUUAUUUUAAUUUAAAUAGA
Manis javanica (Malayan pangolin) is the source of this 6088-nucleotide messenger RNA. RefSeq names its product TNF receptor superfamily member 9 (gene TNFRSF9). Gene Ontology annotation, biological process: negative regulation of cell population proliferation; apoptotic process. The record is from RefSeq and is a predicted model, not a curated record. NCBI's taxonomy places the organism in Eukaryota, Metazoa, Chordata, Mammalia, Pholidota, Manidae. Gene Ontology annotation, cellular component: external side of plasma membrane. Gene Ontology annotation, molecular function: protein binding; signaling receptor activity.